Pogoniulus pusillus (Red-fronted tinkerbird) is the source of this 7705-nucleotide messenger RNA. RefSeq names its product nuclear receptor coactivator 3 (gene NCOA3). Gene Ontology annotation, cellular component: nucleus. The transcript is spliced from 24 exons. The record is from RefSeq and is a predicted model, not a curated record. Lineage: Eukaryota; Metazoa; Chordata; Aves; Piciformes; Lybiidae. The coding region runs from base 299 to 4522 and encodes 1407 amino acids. Gene Ontology annotation, biological process: cellular response to hormone stimulus; positive regulation of transcription by RNA polymerase II. Gene Ontology annotation, molecular function: nuclear receptor binding; protein dimerization activity.
CGCCGCGGGGCCGCACUACAGGCCCCAGAGCGCCUGGCGCCGCCCGCCGCCCUCGCUCGCCGAGGCUGGUUCCUAUUUAAACCCAGGCAGCGAGGAAAAUGGCGGCCAGGCGCUGAGUGUGGGGGAGACGAGGGGAAAGAGACGUAGCUGAGCUUUGGCUCCUUUCCCAGGCAUUCCUGCUGGCUUCUGUUGGAGAGAGAACACUCUGCUAGGAUGUAACUUAAAAUGACUUAUGAUUCUGAAGGUCUUCUGAAAAAUAUGCUGUGCUUGAGUGUUUGCUAAGGACAAUUGCUGAUGCAUGGUAAAGAUGAGUGGACUAGGAGAAAAUUCCUUGGAUAGCUUGACCAAUGAGUCAAGGAAGCGCAAGGCGUUGCCCUGUGAUACACCAGGUGCAAGUCUGACCUGCAGUGGUGAGAAGCGUCGGCGUGAGCAGGAAAGCAAAUACAUUGAAGAGCUGGCUGAGCUGAUAUCUGCUAAUCUGAGUGACAUUGACAAUUUCAAUGUCAAACCAGACAAGUGUGCUAUUUUGAAAGAAACCGUGAGACAGAUUCGACAGAUAAAAGAGCAAGGCAAAGCAGUUUCUAAUGACGAUGACGUCCAGAAAGCUGAUGUUUCUUCUACGGGCCAAGGAGUUAUUGAUAAGGAUUCAUUGGGACCCCUGUUAUUGCAGGCAUUGGACGGUUUCCUGUUUGUUGUCAAUCGAGAUGGGAACAUAGUAUUUGUGUCAGAGAAUGUCACACAGUAUCUGCAAUACAAACAAGAGGAUCUGGUUAAUACAAGUGUCUACGGUAUCUUGCAUGAAGAGGACCGGAAGGACUUCCUUAAAAACUUACCUAAAUCUUCAGUUAAUGGAGUUUCUUGGAGCAAUGAAACACCGAGGCAGAAGAGUCAUACAUUCAAUUGCCGGAUGAUGGUGAAAACCUCUCACGAGCUUUUGGAAGAUGUGGGCAGCCACCAGGAUAUACGUCAAAGAUAUGAAACAAUGCAGUGUUUUGCUUUAUCUCAGCCAAGAGCUAUGAUGGAAGAAGGGGAAGAUUUGCAGUCCUGUAUGAUUUGUGUGGCACGUCGUAUGACAACUGCAGAAAGAGUAUUUCCAGCAAAUCCUGAGAGCUUUAUUACAAGACAUGAUCUUUCAGGCAAACUGGUCAACAUUGACACAAACUCCCUGAGGUCUUCCAUGAGACCUGGCUUUGAAGAUAUAAUUCGUCGGUGUAUCCAGAGGUUCUUAUGCCAUAAUGAUGGACAGUCAUGGUCAAACAAACGCCACUAUCAUGAAGCUUACACUCAAGGUCACGCUGAAACGCCACUCUAUCGGUUUUCCCUAGCGGACGGUACCAUAGUGACAGCGCAAACAAAGAGCAAACUGUUUCGGAAUCCUGUGACUAAUGACCGCCACGGAUUUGUCUCUACACACUUCCUUCAAAGAGAGCAAAAUGGGUAUCGGCCAAAUCCUAACUCAGUUGGGCAAAACAUCAGAACACCUGUGGCUGGAAACACGAGUUCUAUUGGUGGUCUUAUGAACAUGUCACCUGGUCAAGGCAUGGCGAUGCAGAACAGGAACUAUGGCAUGGGAGAUCCCAGUGCAGCGGGGCAGCUCACCAGCACUCGGUAUGGAGGCCCUGGUAAUAUGGGGCCAGUGAACUCUGGCCCUGGAAUGCAGUCCUCUGCUUAUCAGAACAACAGUUACGGCUUAAAUAUAAGUAGCCCACCACAUGGCAGUCCUGGUUUACCUUCCAACCAACAGAAUCUGAUGAUAUCUCCUAGGAAUCGAGGGAGUCCAAAAAUGAAUUCGCACCAGUUUUCUCCAGUCGCAGGUAUGCACUCUCCAAUGGGAUCUGCCAGCAACACCAGCAACAACACUUUCUCUAGCAGUUCUCUUAGUGCUCUUCAAGCUAUUAGUGAGGGAGUUGGAACUUCCCUUUUAUCAACACUUUCUUCACCAGGUCCAAAAUUGGAUAAUUCACCAAACAUGAGCAUGGCUCAGCAGAGUAAAACGAGUACACAGGACUCCAAAAGCCCUUCUGGGUUGUAUUGUGAACAAAAUCAAGUGGAAAGUUCCAUCUGUCAGUCAAACAGCAGGGAUCUCCUUAGUGAAAAAGAUAGUAAAGAAGGAAAUCUAGAGGCAUCUGAAAAUCAGAGAGGACCAUCUGAAAGCAAAGGGCAUAAAAAACUUCUUCAGCUGCUCACAUGCUCCUCAGAUGAAAGAGGACAUUCUACAGCAUCAAACUCGCCUUUAGACUCAAAUUGUAAAGAAUCUUCUACCAGUGUUACCAGUCCUUCAGGAGUUUCCUCCUCAACGUCUGCAGGGGUAUCCUCCUCCUCCUCAAACAUGCACGGGUCACUCCUGCAAGAGAAGCACAGGAUCCUACAUAAACUGUUGCAGAAUGGCAAUUCUCCUGCAGAGGUAGCCAAGAUCACAGCCGAAGCUACUGGCAAAGACACUUACCACGAUGCUAGUAAUCCAGCCCCCUGUGGAGAAGGGAUUGUCAAACAGGAACAACUGAGUCCAAAGAAGAAGGAAAACAAUGCUUUACUAAGAUACCUGCUAGAUAAAGAUGAUGUUAAGGACCCACUUUCCAAAGAGCUGAAGCCUAAAGUAGAAAAUGUGGAUACUAAAAUGGGGCAGUGCACUAGUUCCACAAUUCCUACUUCCAGUCAUGAAAAAGCAAUGAAAAUAAAAGCAGAACCAGCAGAGGAGAUGAGUGGUGACUUGGAUAAUUUGGAUGCAAUUCUAGGUGAUCUGACUAGUUCAGAGUUCUACAGUACUGCUAUGUCUGCAAAUGGAAAUAACCUUGGAGGAAAGCAAGCAUUGUUUCAAGGCAAUGCCUUAUUGGCAGGUAUGAGGAGUCCCCAGUCCAUGCAGGCUACUCGCCCACCUUUCAACAGAGCCAUGUCUUUAGACAGCCCCAUGGGCUCAAGUGCUCCAGCGAGGAACGUCAACACCUUCUCCAUGUUACAGAAGCAAAACUUGAUGGGUGGAAGUCCAAGGAUGAUGGAAACCCAGGAAAAUUUUGGAGCAAAUCUGGCAAGUGCUCCCAACAGAAAUGUAGCAAUGAAUCAGCAUCAGUCAGCAGACUGGGGUCUCUCAAACUCAAAGGUGAACAGGAUGGAACAGACAAAUUCCUCUUCAUUACUGAGACCAGGACCAGAGUUCAGCACAUCCCUUCCCAGACCCACUGUAGGUGGCUCUAUGCCUGGGCUGCCUGUUCGCUCCAAUAGCCUGCCUGGGACACGACCAAUGCUGCAACAGCAAAUGGUUCACAUGAGGCCAAAUGAGAUCAACAUUGGCAUGGGAGGGAAUCCAUAUGGACAGCCAGGUCCAUCUAACCAGCCAGGAUCCUGGCCUGACAACAUGCUGUCCAUGGAGCAAGCAUCACGGGGUUCACAAACCAGACAAUUAGUCAGAAACUCCUUGGAUGACCUCUUAUGUCCAGCACCAAGUAUGGAAGGCCAAAAUGAUGAAAGGGCACUUUUGGAUCAGCUGCACACACUGCUGAGUAAUACAGAUGUCACAAGUCUGGAAGAAAUUGACAGAGCAUUAGGAAUUCCUGACCUUGUAAACCAAGGACAAGCUUUGGAGCCCAAGCAAGAUUCAUUUCAAGCUCAGGAAUCUUCAGUCAUGAUUGAUCAGAAGGCGCCGCUCUAUGGUCAGCCCUAUCAAGGGCAAGGGGCAGCAAUGCCAGGUGGUUUUAGUAAUAUCCAGGGACAACAGCCAUCCUUCAAUUCAGUGAUGAAUCAGUUGAGCCAACAGAGCAAUUUUCCACUUCAAAGUAUGCAUCCGAGAGCAAACGUGAUGAGGCCUCGCACCAACACGCCAAAGCAGCUCCGCAUGCAGCUCCAGCAGCGGCUCCAGGGGCAGCAGUUUAUGAAUCAGACACGCCAAACGCUUGAAAUGAAAAUGGAGAAUGCAGUCAGUGGCAAUAGCUCAGUGAUGAGACCAGUUAUGCAGCCACAGGUGGGAUCACAGCAGCAAGGUUUUCUUAAUGCUCAAAUGGUGGCUCAGCGUAACAGGGAGCUAAUAAGUCAUCAUUUUAGACAACAGAGGAUGGCAAUGAUGAUGCAGCAGCAACAGCAACCUCAGGCCUUCAGUCCACCACCAAAUGUGACUGCCUCAGGAACCAUGGAUAGUGCUUUGACAGGCCCUCCAAUGGCUCAAGUUCCUCCACAGCAAUUCCCCUAUCCACCUAAUUAUGGAAUAAGCCAACAACCUGACCCCACAUUUAGCAGAGUAUCAAGCCCUCCCAACCCAAUGAUGUCAUCAAGAAUUGCACCUUCCCAGAAUCCUAUGAUGCAGCAUCCUCAAACUGCAACGAUGUACCAGUCCCCUGAGAUGAAGGGCUGGCCCUCAGGAAGCAUGGCCAGGAGCAGUUCUUUCCCCCAGCAGCAGUUCAGCCACCAAGGCAACCCUGCAGCCUACAGCAUGAUGCACAUGAAUGGCAACAGUGGCCACAUUGGACAGAUGAAUAUCAAUACCAUGCCCAUGUCAGGGAUGCCUAUGGCUCCAGACCAGAAGUACUGCUGACAGCUGGCGCCACGUCUGCAGGCUAACUGUGCACUAGUACUCUGAAGGAAAGCUGCGCGCUCCUCACGGCACCUACAACUGGCCUUACGGAAACAAGGGAUUUGUCCUGUCACUCACCAUGAUGUCCUAAGUUACUUCAUUGAGUGGGGAAAAACACCCACCAAAAUCACACUUUAGUAGGAGCAGUCUCUGUAUUACUCUAUAUUGUGGGCAUAAAUAUUUCUGACGGUCUGCCUCUAGAGAUGUGAAUUUGGCAAUGGCGUUGUAGCAGAUACAUCAUGGGUAGACUCCUGGUUCCCUUAUCUAUUUACUGUGGUUAUCCAAAGCCCUUUCACUUCAGGCAGAGAGAAGUGCCUGGAUAAGUCACGGUGGUAAGUUUCUGAUUUCUCUAGUGACAAUAUCUGACAGAGAAUGUAGUUCCUAGCCUUGACUCUUUUAGAUGAAUUCCUGAAUAUAAAUGCUGCUUUUAAUCUCACGCCGCCGAGAGUCAGGAUUUCCCCAGCAAAGCGGCAGUGCAAAUGGAAUUGGCACAUAACAGUCCAAAAUGCUGUCUGUUGAAGCAAAGGGGGAAAAGGAGAGGACAAUACAUUUAAAUUAUUUAAACACGAGUGUGACUAAUAUUUACAUGUUGAUGUGCAGCUGAGUGCACUUUAUGAAAGACUAUAUAAUGGAUUAAUGCAAUAUCUUCGGUAAGGACUUCAUCUGAAGGUAGGGUGUGCUCGCUUUUCUUCUCAAACAAUCUCUUAGGAAGUGUUUGCAAGGACUGCAUAGUGUAAUGUCUUCUGUCUGUGGAAAUUAGAGCAAUAAUCUUUCAUCUUUUGAGAAAUACCUUCAGAAAACUCAAGGCAAGGCACUGCAGUCUGAAUCAGAACUUUGCAGUCAUUUUGUGAAUACCUUUUGUAAAUAGAAUCUUUAAGAUAAUGUAUUAUAUACAUAUGACUUUUGUAGGUCACUAACUCAUUUUUGCAGAGUUUGUGAAGCUAAAUAUUUAACAAAGUUGAUUUCUGUAAACUCAAAGUAGUUGAGGUCCAAAUAGAAUUUUUUUUUUUUUGGGUUGUUUUUAAUGAAUGACUUUGAAGCUGGGUGACUUUGGCCCACAUCUUUGUGUUCUUUGGUCUUCAACACCUCACUUAUUUUUUACAUCUUUAACAUGUAGCUUUUUAUAAAAGACAGUUGUUAAAUGCUUUCUUCUCCACCUGUGAGCACUUUGUUACCUUUCUUUUUUUACACGAGGCAAUGGGACAAAAAGGCUCUGUGUUGUAAGAUGUUAGGUCAUGUCUCUCUACGAUAUGUUGCCUUUUUAAGUUGGUGAAUCUGGAUUGUGUCUUCUUUUGGUCAGUUUUAACAAACUCUGCGUGUUCUUCAAAGAAGUUUGUCUGUUGCAAAAUAUUUGUUGUUACAUGGCAUCUGAAAUUUUUUCUAAGGAUAUUAAGCCACACUUUAACCAAAUGUCUGCACCUCAUUGGAUUGUUCUCAUAGUAAUGAAUGUAUUUUCUAAGCAGGUUACUCUCAUAUCAGUAUUUAAGUCUUGUUACAAAUUUAUUGCUUUUAUUUGCUGAUAGGGCUUUGGUUCCUUGAAAUUAACAUCCCUUCUGCAGUUCCUCCAGUUUCAGGCAGUUACACUGAGUCAAACCUCUAAACUUCCAUAAGGGAUGACACAGAAAUGUUUCAGAUGUGUGGUGCUUUUAUUCUCUUGUUCACUGUGUAAUGGAAAAAUGACUUCUCCCAAGUGAGUAAACAAAGAAUCAUCUGUGGUCUUGAGUGCUUCUUCUUGGUACUGUAAGCAAGAGGUGGUUUUAUUGUCCAGAACGUUCAGUGAUCUUCCAUUUUAAUAGAACUAAUUUUAACUAGAACUGUUCUCAGAAAAGUUCAUCCUUAGCAUCCAGCCAGUUGUGUUCCAAAGGGAAUGUAGAUUUAGUUGAUCUACUUUAUGCAACCCUGUCCCUGCUUUAGCACUUUGUCUAGGUUAGGUGGCAGUGGUUGUUUGAAACCUUCAGUCCAACUGGUGUUUUUUAAUGCAAAGCUUUUAAAAGCCCAAGGAACUUCGAUCUUCUUUUUUGUUCCUUAGGACAUACCUGUUGGGAGUAAGUACUGCCUGCUGAAGUCGACAGGCACCAAUCUCUUGCUCUUUAUAUAAAAUCUGAGCAGAACAAUCUUUACAUUAUGUAGUUGUUCAUUGAUAUUGAUGGCUGGAAACUACAAACAUGGAUUACUUUCAUUAGGUGAGCUCUUAGACUGUAUCUUGCUUUAGACAUCCUGCCCUUUUGUUUUAAAAUUAGUGAUUCUAUUUAUACAUCUCUGUAAAACUGGUACCUGGCUGAUGUUAUAAACGAUCAUCAUUUUCUCAUCUGUGUUUAGAAUGUUGGAGCUUUCCAGUAUCUACUUUUUUUUUGCUGAAUCCAAAGACUUUCAGUUGAAGCUGAAGGGGAGCAGUGGGGUGUUUUUAAAAUGGCAUCUUUCUGGGCAGCGCUGCUCCGCUCCUAAAUGCUACAUCUGGUCUGCAGACCUCACCUACCGCAGUGAGUAACACCGACCUUGAAAUCCUUGACAUUUAGUAUCUCCACCAAUUCUUUUGGUCCUACAGCAGCAGUUUCUCCUGACUGGUUUGGAAAAACAGGCUGUGUAGCACUUUCCAGCAGUUAGAACCAGCAGCUGGUACAGCCACCUCUGCUCACUGCUGCACAACCAGCACCGUUCUGCUGCACGUCUGUUACUCUCUCGCUCACGGAAACCACAUUUUUUAUGUACAAUUCCUAGGUAGUAUUUUUUUUCCUUCUUUCAAUCUUGGCCUAAAAUAGUGCUUUUAAAAAAGUUAGAAAAUCAGGACCGCUUUUCAGGCACAAGACAAAACUAUUUGAAUGUUGUACCAAUUAGCACACAUUUUAUUUUAGACUUUCUGUGCAGGCUACCAGAUGACAGAAUGAUACAGCAAGUAUGGAACCGUGUAAUUCUGAGAGCAAUAUUGAAAAAACUUCUCAGGAGAAGGCAUACAGUAUUGAGAACUGCAUUUAAGUUUAGUUUACAUAAGUAUUGCUUGAAAUAUCUGUAUCUUUUGUUUUGCAAAACAGAAAAAUCAUGGGGGCUGAUUUAUAAAAAAGAGUUGGUUGUAAGGUAUUACUGCUCUGCUGAUUUUUGUGUUUGGAUGUUAAUAAUAAUGUAAAUAAAGGUUUCUAUUUAAAAUCA